CACACACACACACACACACACACACACACACACAGUCAUACUGCAAACUCUCCACAGGAAACUCUGAGCCAUAAUGCGAAGGUACCUCAGAGCAGACGGGUGCAUUGCUCAAACCAAGUGGGAUAUGGUGCGGCUUUGAUAGUGCGUUAAUUACUCAUGUGAUGUGAUACAGAUGUCUGGGGGCUUCAGCCGAAAGUUUGCCUGACGGUUUCCAAGGGGGCCAGGCAGACAUUUUAGAAGCGUGAUAUAUCAGGACACCCCCUUUCAAUCAGUCAAAUCAAAGCACCGACUGUGUUCCAUAAUGGGCACCCCAGCUGUGCAUAUAUUGUUGCUGCUAAUGGCCUGUAUGGCGGCCAGAGGAAUGUGCCAGAUAAACAGAGCUGAAGCAGAGAAGAAGAAACCAGGCUUUCUGGUCCACUCCACCCUACAGUCUGCGGGUUUCCACAGCAGCACCAUCCGUCCCAGCCUGGGACCCGAGCUCCAGAUGGGGGCACAAGCACAAGCAGUGGGAUCUGGCCCCGUCAAUGAAACUGUCAUGAAGAGGCCAAUGCAACCCCCGCCGUGUGUUAGAUCUACCUCCAUUAAUGUCUAUUUUAAGUACAUCAACACGGUCAUUUCCAUUACAGUGUUUGUGGUUGGUUUGAUUGGGAACGCCACCCUGCUAAGGAUUAUAUACCAGAACAAGUGUAUGAGAAACGGGCCGAAUGCUCUCAUAGCCAGUCUGGCUCUGGGAGACCUUAUCUACUUAACCAUCGAAAAACCCAUCAAUGUGUACAAGCUCCUGAUGUCAGAUUGGCCAUUCGCUGAAAGCUUUUUUGGCCUGUUUCUGUGUAAGCUGGUUCCCUUUGUGCAGAAAGCUUCGGUUGGCAUCACUGUUCUCAACCUGUGUGCCCUCAGUGUGGACAGGUACAGAGCUGUGGCGUCCUGGAGCAGAGUGCAGGGAGUUGGCAUCCCUCUAUUUACAGUCAUUGAGAUUGUGUCUAUUUGGCUGCUGUCACUCAUUCUGGCCAUCCCAGAGGCUAUCGGCUUCGACAUAGUCACCUUCAGCUACAGAAAUGAAACCAUACACACCUGCAUGCUUUUCCCCAAAUCUGACUUCAUGAUGUUCUAUAAGGACGCAAAGGACUGGUGGCUGUUUGGCUUCUACUUCUGUAUGCCACUGACCUGUACGGCAGUGUUUUACACCCUGAUGACCGGAGAGAUGCUCAACCACAGGAACGGCAGCCUGCGCAUCGCACUCAGUGAACACCUCAAACAGAGGAGGGAAGUAGCCAAAGCCGUCUUCUGCCUCGUCCUCAUCUUCGCCCUGUGCUGGUUUCCACUGCAUCUCAGCAGGAUCCUGAAGAAGGUGGUGUACUACCAGAAUGAUGAGUCACGCUGUGAGCUGUUCAAUUUUCUACUGGUCUUGGAUUACCUUGGUAGCAACAUGGCAACAAUCAACUCCUGCAUAAAUCCCAUUAUCCUUUACUUUGUCAGCAAGAAGUUCAAAAAUUGCUUCAAGUCAUGUUUGUGCUGCUGGUGCUACUCCGACAACCAGCUGAGCAGCAUUGGAGCCAUGAACGGAACCAGUAUCCAGUGUAAAAGCCCUGAACCCAAUAACCUUCACACUGACCGUAGCAUCAGGAAAGACAGCGACUGAACACUCACAUCUGACCCAUUUUCAAGCUUUUCAGUAUCUCCAGCAGCUUUUACAAUGCAACCAAUGCUCACAGUAAAAUAUGUAGAAAUUAUGUGCUUUUUUUUUUUUUUUUUUUGGACAAUAAAUACAGUUAGAAGCGACAUAUGAGCCUGGACUGGAUGGAUCAGAAACAGGAGUAAAAAGGGGACACAGUGGACUGGGUUUACAGUCCUGUCAGCAGCCUUUACUUCCUCAGACAUAUUCGGUGAAUUCCCACACCCUCGGACAGUGACGCUGUAGCGUGAGACAAAAAGGGGGAGAGCGGGAUGAGGAGGAGAAGUCUUUUAACAGGAUGCAGCUGAAUGCUAACUAUAAAUGACUCUCAAUCAGUAGUCAAGCAUGCUAUUCCUGUAAAGGGCAGCACUUCUGGGAAGGAAGCACAAAGCUAACGGAAGGAAAAAGUAGACUGCUCGCUGUCAGAGAGGAUGAGAGAUGUGUAUUUUACUGUCCCCAGGAGUUUUCUACUCUGUGACGGUGGAAAAGAGGAAAGUGUGUAACUGAAAAACAAUUCAUUUUCAAUUAAACAUGUGAGUAGUUUUACAGUGUCUUUUGCUAAAUUCAUAAAUCAUUGGGCUACUUUGGAUGAACUUCCAGAGUUCACUUUCCUGAUGUUUGCUUGACUGUAACCUUUUUUGGUUCAUACUUAAGAUUAAGAGAAGAAAUGCCCCCAUUCAAAACAAAUAUAUCCCAAGAUCACGAAGGCUGUCACUUUUCAGUCCAAGUAUGUAAGUACUUUGGGUUAAUAGAGUGUUGCAGGGAUGAGCUAUCUUUGUAGGUCAACCUGGAAGUUGCCCUGGUUUUCUCAGUACUAAGCCAGUGGGAUUUGUCUGUUUGGGUUAGAGAAUAAAAUAGGAAGCCAAGCAAAAGUUGAUAGUACUUACUGAUUUUGUUUAGCAAA
This is a messenger RNA of Sphaeramia orbicularis (orbiculate cardinalfish), 2576 nucleotides long. It is a transcript of the gene ednraa, whose product is annotated as endothelin receptor type Aa. The record is from RefSeq and is a predicted model, not a curated record. Gene Ontology annotation, biological process: regulation of blood pressure; vasoconstriction; endothelin receptor signaling pathway. Gene Ontology annotation, molecular function: endothelin receptor activity. Gene Ontology annotation, cellular component: plasma membrane. The coding region runs from base 302 to 1639 and encodes 445 amino acids. The transcript has 8 exons. Lineage: Eukaryota; Metazoa; Chordata; Actinopteri; Kurtiformes; Apogonidae.